AUGUACGACACGUACGAUGAGGUUGCCCAGCUGGGCAUCAGGGAUCCGGACUUUACAAAGUACCUCAAAGCCCGCAACCUCGAAAACAUGACCAGCUUCGCCCAACUCCCGGGCUUCCUCGACCCGGACAGCAGCACCGGCCGCGACCAAGGCACCGUCAUCCCCGUCCCCAUGCGCGACGGCACCACCAACCCCCUGCGCCUGCACAAACCCCCCGCCGCUGCCGCCGACCCCGCCCGCCCCAGCCCGCUCAUCGUCCUCCUCUACGGCGGCGGUUUCGUCUGGGGCGACAACACCCAGUCGUCGCCGCUCGCCCGCGUCCUGGCCCGCCUGCACCGCGCCACCGUCGUGCAGCCCACCUACCGCCUCGCUCCCACCCACCGCUUCCCCACCGCCGCCCACGACGUCUGGGACGCCAUCGAGUGGCUCGCCGACCCGGCCGGCGACGCCUCCCGCCUCCUCGGCCCCGACGUCGACCUCUCCGCCGCCGGCUUCGUCGUCGGCGGCCUGUCCGCCGGCGCCAACCUCGCCGCCGUCACCGCCCAGGCCUGGAUAUCCGCCCGCCGCACCCCCGCCCUGUCCGGCCUGCACCUCGGCUGCCCCGGCCUGUUCGAGGGCGGCGAGCGCCACGUCCCCGCCGCCUACCGCCCGCUGUGGUUCUCGCGCGAGCAGAACGCCGACGCCCUCAUCACCGGCACCGCCGUGCUGGAGCGCGUCUUGGCUGCCUAUGCCCCCGACACCGCCUCGCCCGAGUGGAACCCGGUGAAUGCCGGCGAGGAGCACUCGCUGGGGUUCCCGAAGACGUUUGUGGGCGUGGCGGGCGACGAUCCGUUGAGGGAUGAUGGGCUGGUCUAUUGGCGCAUUCUGAGAGACAAGGGGACCGAGACGAGGCUGGACGUUGCCCCGGGCGUGCCGCAUGGCCAUACCGUGUUUAAGGGGUUGGAGGCGGCGACGAAGUCGAACGUGGAGGCGGUCAGGGCGUAUGGCUGGAUGUUGGGGGAUGAGAAGACGGACCAGGAGAUCAUGGACGCGCUGGAGAAGGAGGAGCUGAUCUAG
Messenger RNA from Diplodia corticola, 1056 nucleotides. Its product is annotated as alpha beta hydrolase fold-3 domain-containing protein. Gene Ontology annotation, molecular function: hydrolase activity. Bases 1 to 1056 code for a protein of 351 amino acids. Lineage: Eukaryota; Fungi; Ascomycota; Dothideomycetes; Botryosphaeriales; Botryosphaeriaceae. The transcript is spliced from 3 exons. The record is from RefSeq and is a predicted model, not a curated record.